This is a messenger RNA of Triticum turgidum subsp. durum (durum wheat), 1449 nucleotides long. Lineage: Eukaryota; Viridiplantae; Streptophyta; Magnoliopsida; Poales; Poaceae. The record is from the annotation of a GenBank genome assembly.
AUGGAGAUCUCCUUCGAGGCGUGGGAGGGGGUGCAGCGGCACGGCCAGGACAUCGCCGACCGCCUCGCGCAGGGCUUCACGGGCCUGCUGCAGGCGCCGCCGCAGUUCCCGUGGCCGCCCGUCUCGCACAAGCUCAUGCCCUUCGAGAUCGACCUCCCCGUCGUGCCCUUCGGCGCCGCGCGGGGGGCCGCCGCCGCCGGCGGGAAGGACUUCUUCCCCACCGCCGCCGUCGCCUCCGUCAUCGACAUCGGCGGCAGGCUCGGCCAGGCCGGCGUCGAGAUCGGCACGUCCGUCGGCGGGGCCGUGCAGCACGCCGUGCGCCAGCUGCCCGUGCCCUUCCGGGGCGCCCAGAUCCGCCGCCGCAAGCUGCACCCGCCCCCUUCUGCGGACGGGGCCGUCGGCCUCCUCUCCUCGGAGAGGGCCGUCGAUAGAUGCCCUCUCGAGGCGGCCGCCGCCGCUGCGGCCGCGGCCACUGGAAGCGCUGCCGCGUCGACUGUCAGUGGUGUUAGAAGCGGGGACGACCUCGAUGAAGAUGAUGACGGAUAUGGCUGCGAAAUCGGAACCCUCGGAAACUUUAAGAAGUCCAAGGGUACCGUAAAUAUGUCAGCGACAUACAACACCAGGAACAAUGAUAUUGAGAGUUCUGUUGUUGCACGUGGAGACCUGUGGAGGCUAGAGGCAUCACGCAGCGGUUCAACUUCUGGAAACGAUACUUCGCCCCUUUACCUUGUUCAGUUGGGGCCUUUGCUAUUUGUUCGUGACUCAACACUCCUAUUGCCUGUUCAUCUGUCAAAGCAACAUCUGCUGUGGUAUGGCUAUGAUCGCAAGAAUGGAGUGCAUUCCCUCUGCCCAGCUAUUUGGUCGAAACAGAGAAGAUGGCUGAUGAUGUCGAUGAUGUGUCUUAACCCAGUAGCUUGCUCCUUCAUGGAUCUACAGUUCCCUAAUGGGCAAGUAACGUACGUUGCUGGAGAAGGGAUAACAGCGAGUGGUUUUGUUCCGUUGUUUGGUGGGUUGCUUCAAGCUCACGGGAAAUUCCCAGGAGAAACAAGAAUGAGCUUCUCUUGCAAGAACAAGCGAGGCACAAGGUUCACUCCUAUGUUUCAAUGGCCUGACAAAUCUCUUUCACUUGGAGUUACUCAAGCCUUGGCAUAUAAGAGAUCUGGUCUUAUGGUGAGGCCCAGCAUACAAGUCAGUGUAUGCCCUACAUUUGGAGGAAGUGAUCCUGGGGUACGUGCAGAGGUCAUCCAUUCAUUAAAGGAGGAACUAAAUGUGAUGUGUGGUUUAUCCUGCUCAAGAAAUCCAUCAGCUUUUACUGCUCUUUCUAUUGGGCGGUCAAAGUGGAACGGUCAAGUGGGCAGUUCUGGAGUAGUAGUCACGUUGGAAACACCUCUAAAUAACAUUGGAAGGCCAUCUUUAUCUGUGCAAUUAAAUGGCGGUUUCGAGAUUUGA